Lytechinus variegatus (green sea urchin) is the source of this 2343-nucleotide messenger RNA. RefSeq names its product growth factor receptor-bound protein 2-like. Bases 243 to 944 code for a protein of 233 amino acids. Lineage: Eukaryota; Metazoa; Echinodermata; Echinoidea; Temnopleuroida; Toxopneustidae. Gene Ontology annotation, molecular function: protein binding. The record is from RefSeq and is a predicted model, not a curated record. The transcript is spliced from 7 exons.
ACAACUAUGGCGACGAAAUCAAUGAAAGAGGGACAUCACCUCGAUCAGGACAAUAUUGGUUAAACAUUGAUCAACGUAGUGGUCACCAUUGACAUCCAAGACUUGAGUGGUUGAGUGUGAUCAAUGAAUGUGUUUCCAUCUACACAACCUGUCUGUAAUUUUCGACACGUUUGAUCUUUUCUUAUGACCGGUGGAGUUGAAUUCUCGUGAUCGAUAGGCCCAUUUGUGAUUUUGUUUUAGACAUGGAGGCGAUUGCUCUACACGAUUUUACAGCAGGAGCAGAAGAUGAACUAAGCUUCAAGAAAGGCAAUGUCUUAAAGUUGAUGGAAGAAACAAAGGGAGCUCAGAAUUGGCUGAAGGCUGAAAUGGAUGGACGAGAUGGACUAGUACCACUUAACUACGUCCAACCUAAAGAUCAUUUCUGGUAUGUCGGGAAACUGAAGAGAAACAUGGCGGAAGAAUACUUGGCAAUCAUGCCUAAUGAUGGCGCCUUCUUAAUAAGAGAGUCAGAAAGCACUCCCGGAGACUUCUCUCUCUCUGUAAAGCAUAAAAAUAAUGUACAGCAUUUCAAAGUUCUAAGAGACGGUAUUGGAAAAUAUUUCCUUUGGGUGGUGAAAUUCAAUUCAUUAAACCAACUUGUCGAUUAUCAUCGGACAUCCUCUGUCAGCAGAACACAGACUAUUUAUCUCAAAGACCCACCUAUAACAAUAGAUACGAGUAAGACACCAGAUGAGCUCAGAAUGCAGUUGGCUCCUACUGUGAAGUACAAGGCAUUAUGGGAUUUCGAGGCAAUGGAAGAGGGAGAACUGUCUUUCAAAAAGAACGAUACCAUUCAUCUCAUCGAAAAGGACGGAAGUGAUUGGUGGCAGGGAAAGAUCGUAACGGAAACUGGAACGCGACAGGGUCUAUUCCCCGCGACAUAUGUUGAAGAAAUUCAGCCUUGAACGCCGUUAAACGCCUUAAACCACGAGCACAUGUCCCAAAAAUCUUCCUGAUUAUCUGCAUAUAUAGAAUAUUAAUACAUUAAGAAUUGUGUAGGUAGAGGUUCACUAUAUUGAUAAUUAAUACUGCUUCUUUUGAUAUUUGUACAUUUUUGAGAAGUCUUUUAGUAUUCAAUGUUAUGUGCGCCCAGGAAUUUAUUCGGAAUUUUCCUUUCACAGGUAUGUUUUUUGAAUAAAGGAUAGACAUAUCAAAGCUGGUAAACUUCCAGGGGCAGGGUGUAUAAUGAACCCACUCCACUUUGGUUAAAUGAAUGAAGAUGCCCGCAGAUUUGUGCCCCCCCCCUCCCCUUGAAAGUGAGGAAUGAAAUAUAACCCAUUUUCCCUUAUGUAAUGGAGACUCCUUAUCCCCCUUCUUCCGCUUAUUCAGAACUUUUUCAAGUGACAUAGGGUGAACUACUGAAUUGAUAAAAUUAAGUAGAAUUCUAAACGGAUGUUUAGAAUUUAAGCAAGUCGUUUAAACUUUUGGACAAGUUAUUCAAACAAGUUGUUUACAAAAGUUUAAAUAAUUGUUAAAGAGUUUAAACAAAUUUUAAAGAGUUUAUACAAUAGUUGUUAGAGUGAUGGGCUUGAACAACGUACUUAAAAGUUUAAACAUCGUUUAAUAUCCCCACUUAUAAGAGUCAUCAGGGACAGCUUUUAUUGUUAUACAUUGACAUAGUCUAGUGAAAAAAUUACAGCAUUUUGAAAUCAUUUGAGUUAUUAAUACGAUUGUAAGGAAAUGUUUAGAUUUUGAAACAAUUUCCAUUGAUUGCUUAGUAAAAUCAUUUUGCUUUACCAUAUCACUAUACGAUUUUUUUUCAUUUCAAAAUAUGUUUAAGCUGGGGGAUUUACGACUGCUUUAAUUUUGAGUAUAUUCAUUGCGUAUAAUUAUCUUCAUUGUGAAUUAUAAAUUUGCACAUUUCGCAUAUCAUUUUCAAAACAAUUAUUAAGAUUUCAUUGAUAUUUAUGAUUUUCAACAUAUUAUAUACAACAUUACUUAUAGUGGUGCAUUCUAUUCUUGUAUUGAAGUAUUUUCGUUAUGUAUUAAUAAUUAUAGUAUGUUACUUCGAUACUUUUUUUCAAUAAAGUAUAGGCUAUCAGAUGAGAGUAUAUAAAUGAGUAUACGAGAACAACCAUUAUUCUAUGAAAUAUCAUUCUUUCUUGUAAUCAUAUUCUCUUAAAGAUAUAGUUCAAAUUCCCUUAUAAUGGGUGAAAAUAUUCAAACUGGUUUAGUUUUUAUAUUACAGAAAAUAACACUAAGAGGAAUUCGAGAAUGAUCAUUGUGUAUGUAAACAAUGUUUUUGCGAUAAUUUGGUUCAAGUUUGUAACAUAUAGAGUCCAGAACCACUUAUUAAAGUUUAUU